Molecule: messenger RNA, 327 nt
Organism: Cetraspora pellucida
Lineage: Eukaryota; Fungi; Glomeromycota; Glomeromycetes; Diversisporales; Gigasporaceae
Source: the annotation of a GenBank genome assembly
CCUUUGGUUAAAAUAGUGGAAACUAGUAACUCUUCAAGUAGCCAGCUAUUAGUUAGGUCUUCAGUUAAUAGAGUUGAAAAAAGAAUGUUAAAUAAGACAAACACCAAUAAGGUUAAGAGACAAACUAUUGAAACUGAAAAGACUAAGCAAAUUAUAUUAACAAAAGUCCAAAAAGCUAAACUUUGUUAUCUGCAUAAAAGUGGAUAUAUUCAGCUUUCACUUGCAAACUAUUUUAAAAUUGGUGAAUCAACAGUUUCAAAAAUACUUAAACAAGAAGAUUACUGGCUUUCAAUUGAUCCAAAUUUAUCACAAGCAAAGUCUAAAUAA